GCCGUUAAGCUGAAGCUGAUGGCUUGACAUUACCAAGCAGCUCAUGUUGUGAGACGACAAAGGAGGCAGAUUUGUGUGGACGGAAGAGAAGAAAUCAUGUCUUCUCAUAGAAAGAAAAGAUUUGGUUCUCAUCGCAGGGUAGCCAACCAAAAUGAAACACCCAAGACUGAUGAGAUCCAUGCAACGGGCAACAGUAAUGUAGCACAGCACCACAUACCAGAAGAAAAUAUCGAGUCAUUGUGUGUACAGUCUAAUUCUAGCAAUAUGCCGUCACCAGAGCUCAGGGCAAAUAGAAGGAAACUCGGGUCAAGACGAAAAAAUAAAGGACAACAUGAAAGGGACUUGGCAGCUGAAUUAAGUGACAAACCUAAAGAGGAAGUUGAAAACUCUGUGGUUAAUGAAGCUCUUGAAACGCAACUGGCAGUACAUUCUGAAAGGCAGGAAGAAUUAUGUGAAAGCCAUGAGCAUGAAAUGUCUGCGACCAGUGACGACUCUUUGUACUCGGCCGUUAUGUCUGCAUAUUGUGGGGUUCAAAACUACACAAACUGUCCGGAGGAUAUUCCUGAGAAUCAACAAGUAGAACAAGAUGAGGAUGAGCUGGAUUCAAAACUAAUGUCUUCUAGUAAUUUUGUGGAACCCAUGCGUGAGGGGGCCGAUGAAUCUGACAGCAUUCGGAGUGACUUGUUUCAAGAUAAUGCACCGCUUAUUGGCAGCUCUGAAAGAGUGCUUUCAUCACAACCUGGUGUAUCCUGUGUGACAGAAAUAGAAGAAAAGAAAUGGAGUGAAGAUGCAGACCUGUUACAACAGGAAGGUAAUCUAAAAAGCAAGGAGUCCCAUGAAGAGAUGACCACAGAUAAAAGUAAUACCACACAACAUAACAAACUCGAGUGUCGCACUGACACCACAGCAACAGUUUCAUCAUCAAAAGACGAGUUGUCUGCUGACGAACGACAAAACGAGCAGUUCUCCCAAACUCAGCACAGUUCAGAGGAGCGUGAUGUCAACACAACAGUGAACAGAAGAAAACUUGCAUCCAGUCGCAAAAAUAAAAGGCAACAGCGUGUAGAGGAUUCCGUUGCUCGACCGUACCAUGAAACUAAAGAGGAAGUUGUUAAAAAUCUUCGUGGUUAUGGGGAUUUAGAAACAUCAAACAUGUCAUCCCUAGAGACAGCGGUGCAGCUACAACCAGUGGACAUGAUGGAAGAAAUGGACCAACCUGACAAUCACCAAACUGAAACACUCAGAGGUGAGGUCAGAGAAAUUACACAUACUGUUGGCAUCUCUGAUUUAUAUAAUCCAUCAUCGUCUUCUGUAACUGAUGCAGGAAGUAAAGAAAGUGAUGAAAACCCGGACUUGUUCAGGAACUGGGGAGGUUCAGAGGCUGGCAACUUGGUGGAAUCUACAAUGACACUGGUGAAAUCUACAGAGAAAUUCAACCAAGAUACAGAAUAUGAGCAGAGUGUUGAGCAAACAGCAGAUUCUUCCCCAAAACACGAGAUUUCUACAAAUAAGGAAGACGAGCAGUUCUGCGUAUCUGAAGUCGGAAGAGCUCAGGAUGUAGACAAUGCUGUCAAGUUAAUGCACAAUGAGGAUGUUAAACCAGCAGCAACACAAGACAUAUAUUUAGUUGAUUAUUCCUCUGAGAGUGUGAUACAUGAUGCAACUGAAGAUUCUGAAGUUUGUUCCAUAAGCCCGAGCAACCUAACUGAAGUCGGUGACUCAUAUCAAUCUGAGCUGAGUGUGAAAAGUAACGGUGAUUGUGCCACUAAGCAGGGACUUUUGAAUCUUGAUGAGAAACAGGAUGAGUGUCUUACACAAGACAACAAUGUGGGGGCUUUAGACCAGAAAAAUGAAGAUUCUGCUGUGUAUGAUUCUAGGAACACUCAAACCAGUGACAUAGAAAGAAUAGACCCUGCGGUUGAAGGCUGGUUAGAGGAUGAUAUAAAAUCUGUUGUUGAACAAUCAAGUGAUCAUGAGGAGGAAGGACUCUCUGAACCAAUGGAGAACAAAACCCCACAAACUCUACAAUCAGAAACACAUUCGCCUUUAGAAUCACAACCUCAUGACUAUUCUGUGAUAACAGACAAGCAAGACAACACUGAAAACAGUGAAGAACUGGGAUCUGUUCAUGUAAAUGAAGGAGAGCAGAAUGUCAAUAGCUCCGGUGCUGAAUCAGAAAUGUCAUUAACGAUGGAGACAGCAGUCCAGGAAAUGUCAGAGGAAACCAUGCUGGAAGGAAAUGACAGAUUUGACCCUGCUCACACUGAAGAAGUCAGUGAUCAAGCAAAAGAAAAUGCACAAGCGAGCACCUCUGAAUUAACUAGUACAAGUGAACAUUCAAGUCCACCAGUAGACCAACAGACAACUGAACAAUCAAAUACAGAGCAGAUACCACAGGAACUUUCCAGUGUUUAUUCUGUAACAGACACAGAGAGCAAAGAAGGAGACGAGGACAAUGACUUGUUAAAGCAGUGGGGAAACUUACAGUCCAACAAUUUGGAGAAUGAGAUACAUUUCAAAUCAGAGGAUGUAGAGUCUUCAGUCACACCAGACAUAACAACAGAAGAAGGGAACCAUGAAGAACCUACAGAACCUGAACGCAGAGUUGAGCGAGCAAUAGAUCCAUCACCAAACGAUGAGACGUCUACAAAGGACGAACAAAGUGAGCCGUACAGUGGAGCUCUGGACACAAAGGAUGCUGUAACAAAAGUACAUAAAGAGGACGUUAAAGAAACAGAGAUGCAUCAAGUUGACUGCUCUUCAGAUGAGGCCAGCAAAUAUUCACAAAGUCUGCAAUCAGAAAUAGAACCUUCUUUGGAUUUACAACCCAAUGACAGUUCUCAGAACAUCAGAGAGAAAAUUCAUACAGGGUUUAAAUCUGCAGGAAACAGAAGAAAACUGGGGUCAAGCCGAAGACAUAAAGAAAGACAGCAUGUCCCAGACUCUGUCACUGAGAGUGUGAUACAUGAUGGAACAGAAGAUUCUGAAAACUGUUCUGUAAACCUGACCGACCAAACCGAAGUGAGUGACUCAUACCAGUCUGAGUCAAGUGUGAAAAGUAAAGCUACUUGUGCCAAUAAGCAAGAAGUUUCAGAUCCUGAAGAAAAACAAGACAUGUUUCUUAAUGUGGACACUUUAGAUCACAUUAAUGAGGAUUUGAAUGUGUAUGAUCUUCAGAAAACUCAAACCAGUGACAUAGAAGGAGUAGACCCUGCAGAGGAUGAUAUCAAGUCUACUGUUGAACAAUCAAGUCAAUACGAGGAGGAAGGAAUUCUCUCUGAACUGGUGGAGAACAAAACUCUACAAACCCUGCAAUCAGAAACACAUUCACCUUUAGAAUCCCAACCUCAUGACUAUUCUGUGACAACAGACAAGCAAGACAACACUGAAAACAGUGAAGAACUGGGAUCUGUUCAUGUAAAUGAAGGAGAGCAGAAUGUCAAUAGCUCUGGUGCUGAAUCAGAAAUGUCAUUAACGAUGGAGACAGCAGUCCAGGAAAUGUCAGAGGAAACCAUGCUGGAAGGAAAUGACAGAUUUGACCCUGCUCACACUGAAGGAGUCAGUGAUCAAGCAAAAGAAAAUGCACAAGCGAGCGCCUCUGAAUUAACUAGUACAAGUGAACAUUCAAGUCCACCAGUAGACCAACAGACAACUGAACAAUCAAAUACAGAGCAGAUACCACAGGAACCUUCCAGUGUGUAUUCUGUAACAGACACAGAGAGCAAAGAAGGAGACGAGGACAAUGACUUGUUAAAGCAGUGGGGAAACUUACAGUCCAACAAUUUGGAGAAUGAGACACAUUUCAAAUCAGAGGAUGUAGAGUCUUCAGUCACACCAGACAUAACAACAGAAGAAGGGAACCAUGAAGAACCUACAGAACCUGAAUACAGAGUUGAGCAAGCAACAGAUCCAUCACCAAAAGAUGAGACGUCUACAAAGGACGAACAAAGUGAGCCGUACAGUGGAGCUCUGGACACAAAGGAUGCUGUAACAAAAGCACAAAAAGAGGACGUUAAAGAAACAGCACUGCAUCAAGUUGACUGCUCUUCAGAUGAGGCCAGCAAAUAUUCACAAAGUCUGCAAUCAGAAAUAGAACCUUCUUUGGAUUUACAACCCAAUGACAGUUCUCAGAACAUCAAAGAGAAAAUUCAUACAGGGUUUAAACCUGCAGGAAUCAGAAGAAAACUGGGGUCAAGCCGAAGACAUAAAGAAAGACAGCAUGUCCCAGACUCUGUCACUGAGAGUGUGAUACAUGAUGGAACAGAAGAUUCUGAAAACUCUUCUGUAAACCUGACCGACCAAACCGAAGUGAGUGACUCAUACCAGUCUGAGUCAAGUGCGAAAAGUAAAGCUACUUGUGCCAAUAAGCAAGAAGUUUCAAAUCCUGAAGAAAAACAAGACAUGUUUCUUAAUGUGGACACUUUAGAUCAGAUUAAUGAGGAUUUGAAUGUGUAUGAUCUUCAGAAAACUCAAACCAGUGACAUAGAAGGAGUAGACCCUGCAGAGGAUGAUAUCAAGUCUACUGUUGAACAAUCAAGUGAAUACGAGGAGGAAGGAGUUCUCUCUGAACUGGUGGAGAACAAAACUCUACAAACCCUGCAAUCAGAAACACAUUCACCUUUAGAAUCACAACCUCAUGACUAUUCUGUGAUAACAGACAAGCAAGACAACACUGAAAACAGUGAAGAACUGGGAUCUGUUCAUGUAAAUGAAGGAGAGCAGAACGUCAGUAGCUCUGGUGCUGAAUCAGAAAUGUCAUUAAUGAUGGAGACAGCAGUCCAGGAAAUGUCAGAGGAAACCAUGCUGGAAGGAAAGGACAGAUUUGACCCUGCUCACACUGAAGGAGUCAGUGAUCAAGCAAAAGAAAAUGCACACGCGAGCGCCUCGGAAUUAACUAGUACAACUGAACAAUCAAAUACAGAGCAGAUACCACAGGAACCUUCCAGUGUGUAUUCUGUAACAGACACAGAGAGCAAAGAAGGAGACGAGGACAAUGACUUGUUAAAGCAGUGGGGAAACUUACAGUCCAACAAUUUGGAGAAUGAGACACAUUUCAAAUCGGAGGAUGUAGAGUCUUCAGUCACACCAGACAUAACAACAGAAGAAGGGAACCAUGAAGAACCUACAGAACCUGAAUGCAGAGUUGAGCAAGCAACAGUUUCAUCACCAAAAGAUGAGACGUCUACAAAGGACGAACAAAGUGAGCUGUACAGCGUGUCUGAAGUCAGAGGGACUCUAUGCCCAGAAAAUGCUUUAAAGGAAGUUUCUAACGAGGAGUUUCAAACAAAAGAAAUGCAAGAAAACCAUGUGACCGAUUAUUCCACUGAGAAUGUGAUACAUGAUGAAACAGAAAAGUCUGAAAUCUGUUUUGUAAACCCGAUCGACCAAACCGAAGUGAGUGACUCAUACCAGUCUGAGUCAAGUGUGAAAAGUAAUGCUACUUGUGCCAAUAAGCAAGAAGUUUCAAAUCCUGAAGAAAGACAAGACAUGUUUCUUAAUGUGGACACUUUAGAUCAGAUUAAUGAGGAUUUUAAUGUGUAUGAUCCUCAGGAAACUCAAACCAGUGACAUAGAAGGAGUAGACCCUGCAGAGGAUGAUAUCAAGUCUACUGUUGAACAAUCAAGUGAAUACGAGGAGGAAGGAGUUCUCUCUGAACUGGUGGAGAACAAAACUCUACAAACCCUGCAAUCAGAAACACAUUCACCUUUAGAAUCACAACUUCAUGACUAUUCUGUGAUAACAGACAAGCAAGACAACACUGAAAACAGUGAAGAACUGGGAUCUGUUCAUGUAAAUGAAGGAGAGCAGAAUGUCAGUAGCUCUGGUGCUGAAUCAGAAAUGUCAUUAAUGAUGGAGACAGCAGUCCAGGAAAUGUCAGAGGAAACCAUGCUGGAAGGAAAGGACAGAUUUGACCCUGCUCACACUGAAGGAGUCAGUGUUGAAGCAAAAGAAAAUGCACAAGCGAGCGCCUCUGAAUUAACUAGUUCAAACUCAGAGCCGAUACCACAGGAACUUUCCAGUGUUUAUUCUGUAACAGACACAGAGAGCAAAGAAGGAGACGAGGACAAUGACUUGUUAAAGCAGUGGGGAAACUUACAGUCCAACAAUUUGGAGAAUGAGACACAUUUCAAAUCAGAGGAUGUAGAGUCUUCAGUCACACCAGACAUAACAACAGAAGAAAGGAACCAUGAAGAACCUACAGAACCUGAAUGCAGAGUUGAGCAAGCAACAGAUCCAUCACCAAAAGAUGAGACGUCUACAAAGGACGAACAAAGUGAGCCGUACAGUGGAGCUCUGGACACAAAGGAUGCUGUAACAAAAGUACAAAAAGAGGACGUUAAAGAAACAGAGAUGCAUCAAGUUGACUGCUCUUCAGAUGAGGCCAGCAAAUAUUCACAAAGUCUGCAAUCAGAAAUAGAAUCUUCUUUGGAUUUACAACCCAAUGACAGUUCUCAGAACAUCAAAGAGAAAAUUCAUACAGGGUUUAAACCUGCAGGAAUCAGAAGAAAACUGGGGUCAAGCCGAAGACAUAAAGAAAGACAGCAUGUCCCAGACUCUGUCACUGAGAGUGUGAUACAUGAUGGAACAGAAGAUUCUGAAAACUGUUCUGUAAACCUGACCGACCAAACCGAAGUGAGUGACUCAUACCAGUCUGAGUCAAGUGCGAAAAGUAAAGCUACUUGUGCCAAUAAGCAAGAAGUUUCAAAUCCUGAAGAAAAACAAGACAUGUUUCUUAAUGUGGACACUUUAGAUCAGAUUAAUGAGGAUUUGAAUGUGUAUGAUCUUCAGAAAACUCAAACCAGUGACAUAGAAGGAGUAGACCCUGCAGAGGAUAUCAAGUCUACUGUUGAACCAUCAAGUCAAUACGAGGAGGAAGGAAUUCUCUCUGAACUGGUGGAGAACAAAACUCUACAAACUCUACAAUCAGAAACACAUUCACCUUUAGAAUCCCAACCUCAUGACUAUUCUGUGAUAACAGACAAGCAAGACAACACUGAAAACAGUGAAGAACUGGGAUCUGUUCAUGUAAAUGAAGGAGAGCAGAACGUCAGUAGCUCUGGUGCUGAAUCAGAAAUGUCAUUAACGAUGGAGACAGCAGUCCAGGAAAUGUCAGAGGAAACCAUGCUGGAAGGAAAGGACAGAUUUGACCCUGCUCACACUGAAGGAGCCAGUGAUCAAGCAAAAGAAAAUGCACAAGCGAGCGCCUCUGAAUUAACAAGUUCAAACUCCGAGCCGAUACCACAGGAACUUUCCAGUGUUUAUUCUGUAACAGACACAGAGAGCAAAGAAGGAGACGAGGACAAUGACUUGUUAAAGCAGUGGGGAAACUUACAGUCCAACAAUUUGGAGAAUGAGACACAUUUCAAAUCGGAGGAAGUUGAGUCUUCAGUCACACCAGACAUAACAACAGAAGAAGGGAACCAUGAAGAACCUACAGAACCUGAAUGCAGAGUUGAGCGAGCAAUAGAUCCAUCACCAAAAGAUGAGACGUCUACAAAGGACGAACAAAGUGAGCCGUACAGUGGAGCUCUGGACACAAAGGAUGCUGUAACAAAAGCACAAAAAGAGGACGUUAAAGAAACAGCGCUGCAUCAAGUUGACUGCUCUUCAGAUGAGGCCAGCAAAUAUUCACAAAGCUCGCAUAAAGGAAACAGAAGAAAACUAGGGUCAAGCCGAAGACAUAAAGAAAGGCAGCAUGUUCCAGUCCCUGAAGCAUACUCUGAACUUAAAGAGAAAGUUGUAAAAUCUAUCCCGGGUGAUGAAGUUUCUGAAAAAGAAAAAAUGCCAUCAGUAACAGAGACGAUGAGGCAAGACAUAUUACAAGAGCAAAUUGGCCUAGAUUUCAACCCCACUGAGAAAAUGAGAAAAAAUAGAUCAACUAUAAAGGACAAGGAAAAUGCAGAACAGAGGCCACAGGAAGAUACAACUUUACAGCCACAGAAUAGUGUGGAGAGCAGUGCAACUGUGUCAACAGAAAGUGACGAUGUCAAAUCAACUGAACAAGUCAAUGAGUUGGAAAAGAAACUCAUUACAGAGCCUAAAGAUUUAUCCCCACCUACAGGUGGAACAGACUGGAGAGAAUCUGCAGAAGCCUCCGAUUUGAAACACUGUGAUGACACUGACAGCAACAGGUCAGUCACUUGUGAUGUUCUUCAUCAAAAAGAAGCCAAGCAAACAGCGCAGGCUGCUACGAUACAAGACGACAAUACAGAAGCAGACCGUUCAAUGGAUGUACGAGGGCCUGAACAGGUGGAAGUGAGAGAGAUAUGUGGAGAUAAUACUUCAAAUACAAAUGUCACAUGUGCCUUAGUGGACACAGGUCAUGAGGAGAACUCAAGGCCAAAGCCAGCUGUGACUGUGUCUGAGGAAAGUGAAAUUUCAGGAACACCAGCUGCAAGUAACAGCCAACAGGGUACACCAACAAAGCCUCCUGUACAUGCAAAUGUGCAAGGAACAAGAAGAAAGAUGGGCUCUACUCGCAAGUCUCAACUUAAUAGAAAACAAAUGUACGAUACAGAUGAAACAAAAGUAAACAACGUAGAACAAAGUGGUGAGAGAAACAAUGACAGCAUGGAGGGAGUGGAGGAGUCGUCGUUGAUAUUAACAAAAGAUGUCUCACAAAGGGGAAACACACAAUCAUCACUGAGUAAUGUGACUGAAGAACAACAGAAAAUGAAUGGAAACAAUUCAGUGCACGACGAAACGCCGAAACAACAAAGCUGUACCCCUGACCUGCAGGCGACAGAGUGCAACGUGAUACCAGGCACGGAUGAUUCAACAGUUCUCAGUCCUGAACAGGCUGCUUCCCACACUGAGGAAGCUGUUCAUCCUGUUAGAUCUGUUCAGGGAGCUGAUGAAGAGUCUGUUGAAGUAACUCAGGGCCCAGGUUCAAUAGUCACAGAGGCACCUGCCGUUGCUUUGGUAGAUAUGGAAAAAAUUAAAUGUGUACAAGAGCCGAACAGCGUGACUGAAGGAGCUCAGAACACAAACUUUGAGACGAUGAAUGCAAAUUUCAGUCCUGCAAACAGGAGGAGAAAGAUGGGCUCGACCCGCAGGAAUCUUGGGUCACGGUCUAGGGAGAAAGACCUAUAUCAAAAGCAGGAGGAGGAUAAUGAGGUAACUGCAACAAUACGUGCCGGAGAUGCUUCGACUGAAAGUGUCUCAGGAGUCAUUGCAAAAGAGCCGCAGCUUCAUGAUGAAAACACACACAGUGACUCGGAGCAAAGGAAAGAAACGGUGGUUGAAACAGUAGAGUGCAGUGACGCGCGUGAAUCUCAUGUGAAACCUCCAGCUCUCGAGAACAUCGAAGUAACCCCCGGUUCUCUCAGCCAGCCGGCAGGCAUGGAGUCCCAUCUAACUCCAGAACCACGCACCUCUCCUAAACAUGAUGUCACGUCAGAAUCAGCAGCUGGAGGGAGAAGAAGAAAAAUGGGAUCUCACCGGAAGUCACAUCCGCGGCAAAAUGCAAAAGACCAGAUUGUAGGAGAGGACAGACUGAUGGACACACAGCAAGAGGGAGACAUCACACGUCUGACGGACGAGAAGGACGAGCGCAGAGAAGAGUCUUUGGGCCUGGACAGAUUAUCAGAGGUGGAUAAACGUGACGAGAAACCGACGUCCAACAUCAGCAUCUCAGGAGCAGCAGAGCACUCGCAGAUUCUGAGUGUGGAGGCGCCGAAGAGGGUGACCCCAGUUUCCCGUCCUGAUGCUGGAAUCCACCUGAAUCAAGAGAUUCAAAACAAGUUUUCUUCGGGUGCUGCUUCCAGUGACGCAGGCGUCAAAUCCAGAGUUUUCAACGUGAUGCUGGUUGGCGACAGCAGUGUCGGAAAAACCUCCUUUUUGAAAAGAGCCCAAAGUGGGAAGUUUUCUUCAGAUUUGCCAUCCUCUCUUGGCAUCGAUUCCUACAGGUGGACUGUGGUGGUGGAUGGAAAACCUGUGGUGCUUCAGUUGUGGGACACAGCAGGUCAAGAACGGUUUCGCAGUAUCACAAGACAGGUUUUUCAUAGAGCUCAGGCGUUUCUUCUCAUGUAUGACAUUUCGUCUUCCGAGAGUUUCUCCGCUGUCAGCUACUGGGCCAACUGUAUCCAGGAAGGGGCGGCAGAAAACGUGACCAUUUUGCUCCUUGGGAAUAAGAGCGAUUGUGCAGAACGACAGAUUAAACCCGAGGAGGGAGAAACUCUUUCUAAGGAAUACAACUUUGACUUCAUGGAGUGCAGCGCUGCCACAGGGGAAAAUGUGAUUCAGACUCUGGAAACUGUCGCCAGGAUUCUGAAACAGAACGCUGACACAAGAGAGGAAUCCAUGGUGUUACACAAAGAGCCCCCACACAAGAAAAGAUCAGGAUGUUGCUGAGCAGAGAAAUCUGUGGUGAAUUUGGUGAAACCCAUGCUCACAGGGGAUGAAACCUGAUUUAAAUCCAAUGCAGCAUACGUAAUAAUGUACUUAAUACAUAUUUAUUGUUUCUGCCAAAUAAGAAAAAGUGUGCAAUUCAUGUAUAUAAAAACACUUGUACAGGUGUUUUAAGCAAUUUCAACGAGAAUUUUUAAACUUUCUUACAUUAUAAUUACCUUGUUUGAUUAUAUUGAUUAUGUUAUAGUGUAUAGUUUUAAGGUAUGUUCGUGCAAAUAAAGAGCUUUGAUUUAACAUUUUACUGUGACAAAUAUGGAACAUAUCAAUGAUAUAUAUAUACACAAUAUACAUAUAUAAUAUACAGUGCUUAACAAAUUUAUUAUGUAAUGUUUAUGCCACAGUUGCCCUAAAUUAACAAUUAUAAAUAAAUUAACAACAAAAUUAUAUUUUGAAUGCUAAAAUAUAAGUAUUAUUGUUAUCCAUGAAUUUUCUACUUUACUGUAUUACAAAAAAACAGAAGAAAAAUAGAAUUUUCUGAAGAGAAAAUGUAGGUUUUAGUACUUGAAUGUUAUGCUUGAUUAAUUUCUGACUCCUGUGGGUAUAAAAAAGUGAAUUUGUUUGUUAUUUGCCAAAUAAAUAACAUUUUUAGAUUAGAUAAGAUUUAUGUUUUCAUUUUUAAGACAGGUUGUCUCAUAAAUCUGUAAAGCACUGUAUUCGUGUAAGUUAAGUAUUAAUCCUUGCUCAUGAACCUUAGAAAUAAUAUAAUAAUAUAACAAUAAUAAAAUAAUAAUGGCUUGUUUUGAUUUUGUGUGUUCACCAUCUGUUCUGCAUAAACAGUGCUGGCUCUCCUCGUCACACAUAGUCAGAUAAUCACAAAUGAAUUUCAUGCCUCUUUAAUAAAAGCCGGACUGGAUUUCAAUAUUAAGUUUGAAGAAUCAAAAUUAAAUUGUGAAACCGAUGUUACUAAAUAUAUAUACAUGCUUUA
Solea solea (common sole) is the source of this 11335-nucleotide messenger RNA. It is a transcript of the gene rab44, whose product is annotated as RAB44, member RAS oncogene family. NCBI's taxonomy places the organism in Eukaryota, Metazoa, Chordata, Actinopteri, Pleuronectiformes, Soleidae. The coding region runs from base 97 to 10353 and encodes 3418 amino acids. The record is from RefSeq and is a predicted model, not a curated record. Gene Ontology annotation, molecular function: GTP binding; GTPase activity. The transcript is spliced from 10 exons.